AUUAAAACAUUUUAAUUCUAUUAAAAAUUAAAUAUAAUUUAUUAUAAUUUUAUCUAUUUACAUUUACUAGGAAAUAUAUUUAAAUUUUAUACUCAAAUAAAUAAUUUUAUUAUAUCCGUUGAAUAGUGUAUAAGUGUAAUGUGCAUUUAAAAAUCAGGUUCCUAUAGUGCACUAUUUUUAACUUAAAUUGUGUUUGCUAUUUUCAAGAAAAUGAAUUCUGCACUAUUUAGAAUUCCUAAGGACAUAGUAAUUAAAAAUCGUUAUUAUAAUAAUUUUUUAACUAAAGUACAUGUUGCUACUACUCCUGUAUGUAUAAAUCGUAAUUUUAGUACAGCACUUAAUGAUGAGCACGUCACGAAAAAUCAUAGGAGUCUAUAUUAUAAGUUGUUUUUAUAUUCAGUUUUGUUUGGUGUUGGUGCUUAUUCUUCCUACAAAUUUUCGUUGAAGAAUAAAUUCCUACCAUCAAUAGCUGCUGCAGAAGAAGUUUCAGAAACUGACUCCGAGUCAGAGAAUGAGGUUGAAACUAGAAAAAAGAGGUUUAGAAAGGAGAAAAUCGGAUUUAGGGACAGAAAGAUAAUCGAGUAUGAAAACCGUAUGCGGCAUUAUUCCACUCCAGAUAAGGUAUUCCGUUACUUUGCCACUCUGCAGGCCCAGCAUCAUGAUCAGCAUGAAGUUUUCAUGACUCCUGAUGAUUUCCUGCGAUCUAUGACACCGGGGGUUAAACAACCAGAUGGAUUAGGAUUGGAUCAGUACAGAAGAUAUGACCCAAAAACUAUCAGCCAACGUCUGAACUUGGACCUCGAUGAAGACUCUAUAUUCUACAAGUUGGGUUCAUCUGGCCUCAUAACUUUCAGCGACUAUAUUUUUCUCCUCACUGUUUUAUCCACAUCGCGGCGUCAUUUCGAGAUUGCGUUCCGAAUGUUCGAUCUGAAUGGUGACGGGGACGUAGACUGCGAGGAGUUCGAGAAGGUCGCCGCCCUCAUUCGUCAGCAGAGCAGCAUCGGCUCCAGGCACCGUGACCACGCCAAUACUGGCAACACAUUCAAGGGAAUUAAUUCAGCUCUGACAACAUAUUUCUUCGGACCCAAAUUGAACGAGAAACUAACGAUUGAGAAGUUUUUGGAUUUCCAGCAGCAACUCCAAAAGGAAAUUCUCUCGCUUGAAUUUCAGAGGAAACAACCAGAUGAUAAUGGUCGCAUCACAGAAGCAGACUUCGCCGAAUUGCUGCUCGCAUACGCGGGCUAUCCGGCCAAGAAGAAGGCAAGGAUGUUGAAACGUGUAAAGAGAGCUUUCCGCGACCACGGCGUGGGCAUCACCAAGGACGACUACCUCAAGUUCUUCCACCUGCUGAACAAUAUCAAUGACGUGGACACGGCGCUCACGUUCUACCACAUCGCGGGUGCGUCCAUCGACCAGCCCACACUGCGGCACGUGGCCCGCACGGUGGCACACGUCGACCUCGACCCCCAUGUCAUCAAUGUCGUGUUCACCAUAUUCGACGAGAACAUGGAUGGUCAGCUCAGCAACCGCGAGUUCGUGGCGGUGAUGAAGAACAGGUUGCUUCGCGGACUGGAGAAGCCCAAGGACACAGGUUUCGUCAAACUAAUGUACUCAUUGAUCAAGUGUGCACGGGACACCAAGCCAGCAAUACUUGACUUUUAGACGCUAUCAUUACAUAUUUACUAGACAAAUGCUUUAUAUUGUAAUAAGACAUAUUAAGAUUUACGGUCAAUGCAUCACUCGGACGGUCGGCACAGUUGGUAAAAGCGCUCAGACGUAACCCGAGAGGUCGUGGGUCGAGGGUUCGAGUCUCGAAUCGUUCAUAAAUUUGUUUACAAAUUUAAUUUAAAUAAAACACUUAAAGGAUUAAAACGCGUGUCAUUGUAACGUUUUUACAUUAGUUGUUUGCGUAAAAGUUACAUUUUUAUUUUAUUUAACUCGACGUUUCAAGACCUUUCCAGAUCUCGUUUUCAGGGGGACUGCAGAUGGAGUGAGUCAAAGAUAGUAUUUGUCAUAGUUGUCAUUGUGAAGUUUAGCGCCAUUUAUUUCCUCGGAGGUGGUAUUUGCUGUACACAGAUAGAUUUGACUCACUCCAUCUGCAGUCCCCCUGAAAACGAGAUCUGGAAAGGUCUUGAAACGUCGGGUUAACUAAAAUAAAAAUGUAACUUUUACGCAAACAACUAAUGUAAACAGUUACAGCUACACGCGUUUUAAUCCUUUAAAAAUGUUUUAUUUAAAUGUGUAACACUCGUGUUAAUCAAAUAAAAUACCAAAUUUAAUUUGUUUAAUUAAUCCCAGAGGUGAGGUAUAUAACUUUAGCACGUUAUCAACUGUAAUAAAUCCCGUAGAUGCAGGCACAACCUGAGAGUUAAAUAAGACAACAAGAUUUACGAACGAUGCGUCACUCGGGUGGUUGGCUCAGUUGGUAAGAGCGUUCGGCCGGAACCCGAGGCGCGGAUUCGAGUCCGUCAUCGUCCAUAAAUUUUAGUACAAAUUUAAUAUGCAUACUUUAUAAUGUUGUUUUUGUAUUUGCAGUUUAUAAUUAGAUAAGGUUAACGUAUUAAUUCUAGUCUUGUUGAAGUGUGGCAAGUGCAGAAGCACUGUUAACGUAGUGUUGUUCCUUAUUCUCUGUUACAGCAGUCAUAUUUUAAUAAGGAUACGUAUUAUUCAAACAAAAAAAACCGAAAGAUUCGCUCACGACAUUGAAACACAAAUUAUGUUAGAAACAUUUAAAAUCUAUAUAUAUAAAAGAGAAUGUAUGUUUGUAUGUUCCCUAAUAACUCCUAAACUAUUCGAGCGAUCUCAAUGAAAUCUUUUGUAAUAGAUUCGUUGAAGCUCAAGAAAGCUUUACAUAAAUAGCUUGUCGUGUCACGAUCCAACCCACGCACUCACCCGCGCAUUUACCAUAUCUCUCGAACCGUUUAUUGACAGUACAACGUCUGUCGGGUGAACUAGUAAUAAAUAAUAGAUAAAAAAAAGCUCUUAGAUAAUCAAACAAAAAAUUAGAAAAUAAUUUUCAUUAAGCAUGCUUUUUUACAAUAAAAUACUUUUAUUUUUUUUUGUUUCAUAAUCAUUAAACUAUUCGUAGUUUUGCUCAUUGAUUUUAUUUAAAUUAUUGCCUUAAAUAAUUGCGUCUCAAAACCAGUAAGUGUCUCUAGGAUUUGCACACAAUUUUUUUUUAAAUCGUACAGGAUAAUACUCUGUGUACGUUUUACGGUUACGGCUUAUAUGAUGUAGCCCGUCGACUGAUGGAUUACGAAGUUUUAGUAAUUGGAUUCCCGUUUGAUGAUCUUCGGGAACAUAACCCUAAAAGAGCAGUCGGAUACCAACAGUGGGAGGCUCCUUUGCACAGGAUGCCGGCUAGAUUAUGGGUACCACAACGGCGCCUAUUUCUGUCGUAAAGCAGUAAUGUGUAAGCAUUAUUGUGGUUCGGUCUAAAGGGCGCCGCAGCUAGUGAAAUUACUGGGCAAAUGAAUUUUAACAUCUUAUGUCUCAAGGUGACGAGCGCAAUUGUAGUGCCGUUUAGAGUUUUUGGGUUUUUCAAGAAUCCUGAGCGGUACUGUAUUAUAAUGUGCAGGACGUAUCAAUUACCAUUAGCUGCACGUCCUGCUCGUCUCGUCCCUUAUUGUCAUAAAAAAAACAUAAUAUUUGUUACAACAACGGAUUUGAACAUCAUUAAUAAUUAAGCGAAUAUAUUAGAUGAUUGUAUUUUUAUUUAAAAAAUGUAUUAACUGUUCAAAUCAUGAAUAGUCCGUAAAAUUAUUGUUUGAUUCAGUCUCUAGUAUUGCAAAUAGUAUUAAUUAUUUUAUGUUAGCGCGGGCCGCAAAUAAAAUAAUUUGUAAAAGGAUUUUUAACACAUUUAAUUACUCAGUUUUAACAUUUAUAUCAUGAAGUUAUAAGGCAAAAAUUCAAAAACAUAUUAUAGCAAGGAUAGCCUGUGUCAAACAAGAAAUAUAACACCAACUAAAUAUUAAUGAAUAACAUUAUUGUAAAUUUAGCAUAUUGCAAGUACAAUGAUAAAUGGAAUUUCGUAUAAACUUUCAAGCCCGCAUUUGUACGUCUUAGAUAAUUUAUACGUCUAGAUAGAGCCUCUUGAUUCAAAAAUAAGGUUGACUGUGGAGUACGUACAAAUUGCGAGUGUAUUGCUUGUUCCGCACAUUAAAGUAGUAAACCUGGUCUGUUUUCAUCGGUUGUCUAGCACCAAGAGGCUCCAUCUAGACGUAUAAAUUACCUAAGGUAUUGAUCGCCUUUGUGAUUCCUCUGGUGUUAUAACAGAAUGGGCCACAGUGCAAAAUGUCAAGUGGCUCGGUGGAACGACGAGCAUAUAUAUCUACAUAACCUAUUUGCUUGUCCUCUUUACCCAUUAAAAAAAACACUUAGCUUGUACAAUAUACUAGUGCCAUAUUAUGUAGAAAAAGAGAAUUCUGCUCGGGGAUUACCAUAAACAAUUAGACUCCCAAUUUUUUAUUUAAUGGUCGUCAAAAAAUGUCGAAGUGGCCACUGAUAAGGCGUCUGCAAAAUUUUAUGAUAAUCGGUUAAGUAGUUACAUUGUGAAAGCGUAACAAUCAAACAAAAUUACAUUCACAUUCAUAAUAGGUUAAUAUUAAUAUGGACAGUAUAUUCUAUGAUGAUUCACUCAUUUAUUUCAUAAUAAUCGGGAAAUUACUUUUCGGACACCCGCGUCAUUGUCCGACAAGAUUCCUUACAUAGAUUUAGUUGUCGUGUCUAUCAGAAAAUUUAAUCGUAUUUGUUCACAAAUAAAUUUUUGAUUCAAGCCUAAUUGCCUUGCAAAUAAACAUGCUAUAAAGUUAUACCUGAGAAUAAACCAAGAAUAUGCUAAAUGUUUACAAAUAGACAUUUUGCUUAUGACUGGUUAAUUCGGACGUAAUAUAACGUUUCCCGCGUUUAAUUGCAAGGCUGCCUCAACAGGUAGUUUUCCAACGAAAACUUCAGAAUUAUCACUGUAUCGACAGUGUUGUCAACGAAAAAGUCAACAUUUUGCAUAUUCUUGGUAUAUUCUCAGGAAUAACUUUAUACUUACCACGAUUAUUUGAAAGGAUGUAAGUUUACAACAAAUUUAACGGCUUAUAACGUAAGGCAUUAAAUAGAUUUUUCGGUACAGACAGACGGACAUAUAUAGUAAAUAUAUUAUAAUAUGAAUGUUGACACGGUUUCAUAAAAGGCUGCAACAUUACAAACAGUGACUUCAAUGACAUACUCAAUAUUAUAUUAUACUCACUUAGAUGGUGGUUAUAAAAAUAAUUUCUGUAUUCAUAUGAUUUAUUCUAAAUCAAUGUCUGAUUUUCCAAAGAUAAUCAUUUAGGUUUCAUUGAUUUAUAAUUUAUUAUCUAGUUAUUCUAGCGUUCACUAUGCUUAGUGAACGCUAGAAUUAUAAACAGUUCUGGUCAUUUUAGAAUAAGGUUAGUUAUAAGAUUGUCUUUAUGCACUCUUUUGUUUUUAUGUUAUAAUAAAAAUUUAUCUACGCCCAUGCUUUAAAGCCUGUAUUAAAGUUUCUAAAACAGCUUAUUGCCAACAUUAAAACACCCAAUAUUUUAAUAACCAUUACAUCAGCCAAAAGAGUGUUUGUUGUAAUGAAUGUAAUGGUUACACUAGGACUGGUUUUUUUAAUGUUAGCAGUAAACUAACUGUUUCAGAAUUUUUUAUAUAGAGGAUUAUGGGUGUAAAGUCUUGUGUGCAACUUUUGAUAAUUAGGUAUCAAAACACUCAUGUGAUUAUCACUAUUAUCACACAACAGUUGCAUAAAUAACUAUAAACGAAUUUGUUAUUUUUUGUGUGAGUGUUUUUAUCAGCUGUCGAUUUGUGUUGAGCUAUUGUUUUACUAAUUUUUAGUGUUCACGAUAUUGUGUGAAGUUUUAUACUAUUUUCUGUCUAGCUAUUAUUAAAGAUUAUGCAAUUGUUA
Molecule: messenger RNA, 5920 nt
Organism: Leptidea sinapis
Lineage: Eukaryota; Metazoa; Arthropoda; Insecta; Lepidoptera; Pieridae
Gene: MICU1
Product: calcium uptake protein 1 homolog, mitochondrial
Exons: 10
Coding region: 211-1662 (483 amino acids)
Biological process (GO): mitochondrial calcium ion homeostasis; calcium import into the mitochondrion
Cellular component (GO): uniplex complex
Molecular function (GO): calcium ion binding
Source: RefSeq, a predicted model, not a curated record